UUUGUGCACAUUAGUGAUCGUUAUUAGAUGUAGUAUGUCCACCACUUCAAUCAAAAGCAAGUGAGAUCCUCGUGAUGCACAAGCAGCCGUCCAUCUUCAUCAAAUUCCCCAGAUUCACCACCACCAACGAAACCCUAAUCGCAAAGCUAUCCUCCACAUCGCCCCCACUUCGUCAGCUCGUGCGCCGCUCAGCCACCGUCCGCAUCCUCUCCACCCUCGACAACCGCCGCCACAUCGCUGCCCGCUCAUGCCUCCGCCUUCUUCACCUUUUCCAGUUGCGACGACCACCUCUCCUUCUCCGCCACCGGAGAAGGAGAAGGGCAUCCAGAUGAGUGGAGACGAAGCAGGCAGACACCGUCACGAUGAGCGGGCCACUCAUGCCGGGGCAUCGUUCUCCGAUGAUGAAUUCGCGGAACCGGGAAAUGACAGGGUUUGUGGUGAGGGUGACGUGCUUGGCGUCGUUGCUGGUGUGGCUCUGUCUCGUGGUACUUGGUGGGAAUAUCUGCGGCAGUGGCGGCGCACUCAGUGCUGCAGCUAACGCUGAGCGGAAGAAUGAUGCUGAAGAGGGCGCCUGUGAUCCCUUCUCGUAGCCACGCUUGGGCUUUGCUCGCUGGAGAUCAGGUAUUUCAAGCUCAGAAGGCAAAGCUCAUUAUCACAGGUCAUUGUUAAUUUAUCAAUUUGUCGGGUUAUCAUUCCACCCUCGCAGGGUUAUCAAAACACAAUGCAAGAGCCAAUACCACCAAAUGUAUGUCUCACAAAAGAUCUUUAGCACAGUUAAUGAAGUCAAUUACAUGCCCCAUUGCUGAUUUUUAUUGAUAUUUUCAAAGUUCGACAGGGAAACAAAGUGAGAUCCAUGAAGACUAGAAGUGGAAGUGAAUCAAGUGCAGUCUAAUAGCAAUGAUGUGGAUGAAAAUGGGCUCAAGUGUGUGCGUGUGUUUAAAUGAAAGCUCUAUUGUAAUUAAGUUAUAUUAUUUGUGUAUUGUUUUAAUUUGGAGUCAGUUAAAAGUUAGUUUGUUUAACUUAAGAACGUGUGUAUUAGGUGUGCUAUAAUGGGUGGUUAACUUGUCCUUUUGAGUUGAAAGGUUAUAGAAAAUUAUUGGUAUGUAUGCACUGAUUUUGAAGUGAAAAAAGCUAGUGAAUUUUUUACUUCAUAUGCUAUACUCUCUUUGAUUUAAAUUUAUGAAUACAUUCAGGACACUUCAGGCAACAUCUUUUUUGAUCAAAAUGAUAUUGAAAAUUGGUUCCUUGAUUUUUAUAAAAAUCUCUUGUCCUCUUUUUCCUCUCAAGAUCUUGAUUUUUUUCAUGCUUUAUCAGAUGAUUUGCCUGUUUUUAAUGAUAUGGAUAGAGAGAAUCUUAUUGGACCUAUCUCCAAAGGAGGAGUCUACAGAACUAUCAAAUCCAUGCCUCACGGUUGCUGAUGGUGCCUUUAUUCGAAGAUCUGCAGCCAGUAUGCUUAGUGGGAAGAAGCCUGUUCAGGCUGUUGCAAGUCAUAGUGGAAAACUCAUUUGAUCAUGUGGCAUCUUCUUACAUAAUAGCGUCUUACUGAUUCAAGUAGUUAUUGAUUUUGUAUCAGCCAACUGCUAAAAACGUGGCUUUGCUAAAUCGAGUGCUGUAAAGAAAGCUGAAGGUUCUGGGCAACUGAAUACAUCAGUCUCUGUUGAGAGUGAAGAUGUGGAGCCGGUUGAGAUGAGUUUGGAAGAAAUUGAAGGGAAAUUAGGUUCCAUUAUAUCAGGUGAUACAAUUGCACAGUUGAAAAGCAGCAUUUAGAAAGAGCGCCUUGAAGCGAUGGGAUCACUUAAACAGGAAGUCGAAAACCUUGGAGACCUUGAUCAGUCUGCUGAGAUUGUGGUUCGCUUGUUAUGCACUCUUCCUGGAUGGGGUGAGAAGAAUGUCCAGGUCCAGCAACAGGUCAUUGAGGUUAUCACAUAUAUAGCCUCAACGGUGAAACGAUUUCCAAAACGAUGUGUUGUGCUUUGUCUUCAAGGCAUCAGUGAGAGGGUGGCUGAUAUUAAAACACGUGCCCAUGCAAUGAAGUGCCUUUCUGCAUUCUCUGAGGCAGUUGGUCCUGGUUUAAUCUUUGAUAGACUCUACAAAAUAAUGAAAGAACACAAGAAUCCCAAAGUUCUCAGUGAGGGUAUUCUAUGGAUGGUCUCUGCAGUAGAAGAUUUUGGUGUUUCCCACUUAAAGUUGAAGGACUUAAUUGAUUUCUGUAAAGAUAUUGGUUUACAAUCUAGUGUUGCUGCCACUAGAAACUCAACUAUUAAGCUUAUCGGAGUGUUACAUAAAUUUGUUGGUCCAGAUAUCAAAGGUUUCCUUACUGAUGUCAAGCCUGCACUUCUUAGUGUACUUGAUGCAGAAUAUGAAAAGAACCCAUUCGAGGGCGCUGCUGUAGCUCCAAAGAAAACUGUAAGAGCUUCAGAUUCUGCAUCCUCAAUAGGUGCUGGUGGAGCUGAUGGUCUGCCUUGGGAAGAUAUUAGUGCAAAGAUCACACCUAAUCUGCUAAAAAAUCUGGGAAGCCGUGACUGGAAGGUACGGUUGGAGUCCAUUGAUAUGGUUAAUAAAAUCAUGGAAGAAUCUCACAAGGGCAUCCAACCUUCGAGACACUGGUAGGUAGCUAAGGUAGUGUUUGUUUGGAGUGUUUUUGAGUUACAUGUAACUUGAG
Messenger RNA from Dioscorea cayenensis subsp. rotundata (Guinea yam), 2662 nucleotides. Its product is annotated as protein MOR1-like. NCBI's taxonomy places the organism in Eukaryota, Viridiplantae, Streptophyta, Magnoliopsida, Dioscoreales, Dioscoreaceae. Gene Ontology annotation, cellular component: spindle pole; centrosome; kinetochore. The transcript has 13 exons. Gene Ontology annotation, biological process: establishment or maintenance of microtubule cytoskeleton polarity; mitotic spindle organization; microtubule polymerization. The record is from RefSeq and is a predicted model, not a curated record. The coding region runs from base 1786 to 2610 and encodes 274 amino acids. Gene Ontology annotation, molecular function: microtubule plus-end binding; microtubule plus end polymerase activity.